Molecule: messenger RNA, 696 nt
Organism: Babesia microti strain RI
Lineage: Eukaryota; Apicomplexa; Aconoidasida; Piroplasmida; Babesiidae
Product: CSNK2B, casein kinase II subunit beta
Exons: 3
Coding region: 1-696 (231 amino acids)
Cellular component (GO): cytoplasm; protein kinase CK2 complex
Molecular function (GO): protein kinase regulator activity
Source: RefSeq, a predicted model, not a curated record
AUGGGGAGUUCAUCAGAUGAAUCCGAAUCAAAGGAUGGUUCUGAUCAGUCUGACAAUGACAUUCAAUUGGAAACCACAUGGAUUGAGUGGUAUUGCAGCCUAAAUGGCAAUCAAUUCUACGUACAAGUGGAUGAGGAUUAUAUACGGGACGAUUUUAAUCUAAUUGACAUACCAAACCAAGUCCCCUACUAUAGCCGUGCUCUGAGUAUAAUCUUGGAUUGCGGCGAUGAGGAUGACUACAUGAGCGACGAUAACUCGAAGGAGAAUCAGCAGAUUUUGCAAUCAUCUACACAGCUAUUAUAUGGACUGAUACAUUGUAGAUAUAUAUUGACUAACAAGGGAAUGCAAGCGAUGUUGGAGAAAUAUGAAAACCAUACAUUUGGCAACUGCCCUAAUUACAGCUGUGAAAAUAUGCCGGGAUUGCCCAUUGGCGUGGUUGAUGCACCUAGUUACCAUACUGCCAAAAUAUUUUGUCCACGCUGUAACGAAGCCUAUCAUCCACCAAAACAGAACAAACUGUGUUUAAUAGAUGGAGCUUUCUUUGGCACAACAUUUGCCCAUUUAUUCCUUAUGCAACAUCAGUCACUGAUUUCCAGAGGGCCCACUUAUUAUUACGUGCCCAAAAUACAUGGAUUUAAGGUGAGUUCGGAAGUUCGUAAGCAGUUAGCAGCGGAAGAAAAACAUAACGAUAUGUAG